AUCCUGUGACCGUUAAUUGACAAAGUUUCUAUUAUAUUGCAAAACGCUCCAAAAAAACUCCAAUGGCGCGUGAGUGAACGAACGAAUGAACGUGUGGUGGCUCUUCGUCUUCCUCAUUUUUUUUUUCUCUCUACCCAGAUUCUCAUAACCCAAGAAUCAUCUUCUUCAUUACAGUUACACCCUCUUAUUACAUGUUGUAAUAACUAAUUUUUUUGAAAUGUUUUAUGUAGUACUUUGAUAAGGUACUUAUGAAUGUCAGUAUGUUUGAUGCAGUGGUCCACUGCUGCAAUCCCAGAGGUUACGACGUCAUUUUCCAGACGAGUUCCGCUAAAGCAGUUCCUCUGGCUGUCCACUCAUCUCCACAUUACCUCAACCACGUCUCCACCGUUCGAUCGAUUUCCACGUACCACCACAGGAUAAAUUACAAUCCCUUGUACAGAAUAAACAACGGUUUAAAGAGACGAACCCUGUCAUCGCCUCACUACAACAAUGCUGGUAAAGAAGGGUUUCGCUUCGUGAAACUCGGGCAGUCGAAACGAGUUCGUUUAAGGGUGCACGCAUCACUCGACGUUGCUGGUGCCGUUGAUGUUAUCAAUGAUUUGGGAUUGGACACUCUCACUUUCUUAGCUGUCACGGUUUUGGUCGUCCCCGGUUUCAAAAUGAUUAAGUCUAGUCCCAUUCUAGGUUUCUUCUUCGCAGGGGUUGUGCUCAAUCAACUCGGGCUUAUUAGAAAUAUCACCGAUGUUAAAGUUCUUUCCGAAUGGGGAAUUCUCUUCUUGCUAUUCGAGAUGGGUUUGGAGCUAUCACUUGCUCGUUUGAAGGCUCUUGCGAAGUUUGCGUUCGGCCUAGGGCUAACUCAGGUUUUACUGUCGACUCUGGCUUUUACGGCAUUUGAGCUUCCGCCAAACGGCGCUAUUGGAACACAAAUAUUGCAGUUUCUGUUCCACUCGAGAUCCGACUUGGUGAACAUUCGAAGCAUAGACGAAGCGGUGGUAAUUGGUGCUGCUCUUUCCUUGUCUUCUUCAGCCUUUGUUCUUCAGCUUCUUGCAGAGAAAGGGGAACUUCCCACAAGAUUCGGCUCUGCCACUCUCGGAAUACUUCUAUUGCAGGACAUUGCAGUUGUUCCACUUCUUGUGAUUCUGCCGGUUUUGGAAAGUCAGAGUUUCGUUGAAGAAAGUAUUUGGCCAAUGCUUGCGGCAGAAAGUUUAAAAGCUUUACUUGGAUUAGGUUUGCUGUCUCUUGGCGGAAAAUUUAUUCUCAGGCGCGUUUUCGAGGUUGUUGCAGACACGAGAAGUUCCGAAGCUUUUGUUGCCCUUUGCUUGCUUACUGUCGCAGGCACAUCGCUCAUUACACAGAAAUUAGGCUUCAGUGACACGCUAGGGGCAUUUCUGGCCGGUGCUAUUUUAGCGGAAACGAAUUUCCGCACGCAAAUCGAAGCCGAUAUUAGGCCGUUUAGAGGCUUACUUCUUGGAUUGUUUUUCGUGACAACCGGGAGUUCUAUAGAUAUGCAGCUACUUAUUCGAGAGUGGCCGAACGUAUUUUCACUAUUGGCCGGUUUAAUUGUUAUCAAGACAGCAAUUAUAACGGCAAUAGGUCCGCGAGUUGGUUUGUCUCUUCAAGAGAGUAUACGGAUCGGAUUUCUUCUUUCCCAAGGCGGCGAAUUCGGAUUCGUAGUUUUUUCUCUGGCAAAUAGGCUUGGAGUGCUGCCACUUGAACUGAACAAGCUUCUAAUAAUCGUGGUCGUUUUGUCAAUGGCGUUGACUCCACUGCUUAACGACGUAGGAAGAAAGGUGGCCGAUUUUGUCGGUAACAAAUUUGAAGAUGGGGCUAAAAUUGAUGAAUCGGUGAACUUCGACGCUAGUGAACCUGUUGUUAUAGUUGGAUUCGGUCAAAAGGCUCAGGUACUUGCCAAUUUCUUGUCGACUCCGUUGGCUUCUGGAAUAGACGGUGAUUCGGGUUGGCCUUACGUUGCUUUCGAUCUCGACCUUUCGGUCGUGAAGACAUCUAGAAAGCUCGGUUUUCCGGUACUGUACGGUGAUGGAUCUCGACCGGCAGUUUUGCAAUCUGCCGGUAUAAACUCUCCGAAAGCUGUUAUGGUUAUGUAUACUGGCAAGGAGAAAACACUGAAUGCUGUUCAACGGAUUCGUCUCGCCUUUCCUGCUAUUCCUAUAUACGCACGCGCUCAAGAUAUGAGGCAUUUGCUGGAUUUGAAGAAAGCAGGUGCAACUGACGCGAUUCUUGAAAACGCAGAGACGAGUUUGCAGCUAGGGUCGAAGCUAUUGAAAGGGCUGGGCGUGAUGUCAGACGACGUAAGCUUCCUAAGGCAGCUUCUAAGAGAUUCAAUGGAAUCGCAAGCUCAAGAAGCAUUAGGGAAAGCCGAUAAUCAAGGGUUGAAUGUUAUGAAACCAAUGCAGGUGAGGGCUGCGGAUUUAGUUGGUGUGUAUCAACCGUCGGAAAACGGAAAAAUUAAUAAUGAAGAUAGCCUCGUAACUUCUGCAAGACUGGAGGCCGAAGAAGCUAGAGGUGUCUUGUACUGUGACAUUGGUCCCGAUGAAAUUGAAAAGAAAAAUCGAGUCGGUGCUGCAGUUGAAGAGCCUGGAAAGAGGGUUUGAUUCUUUAUCGAGCCUCGUGUUUCGUAAAUUUUAAUAAUAAUGUAUUCAUGGAGCAUAUUAUGUUUUUGUAGAUGAGAAAAAAAACAUUCUAUUCUUGUUUUUGAGCCACACUGUAUAUACAUAUAUUUUUAUUUAUCAGCUACUAUUGUUAUUAAUUUUUUUAAUA
Messenger RNA from Erythranthe guttata (spotted monkey flower), 2778 nucleotides. It is a transcript of the gene KEA3, whose product is annotated as K+ efflux antiporter 3. The record is from RefSeq and is a predicted model, not a curated record. Gene Ontology annotation, molecular function: antiporter activity. Gene Ontology annotation, biological process: proton transmembrane transport; potassium ion transport. Gene Ontology annotation, cellular component: membrane; chloroplast. Lineage: Eukaryota; Viridiplantae; Streptophyta; Magnoliopsida; Lamiales; Phrymaceae.